AUGUAUGCACAACAAUAUCCGCAAGUACCACAAGAGCCACCACCAUAUCAAAAUAAUAUGCAAGCUAAUCAACAACCACUUAAUUAUUAUCGACCAGCCGAAGAACGUAUGGCCGAUUUUCAACAACUUGUUGCUCGUUAUGAAAUCAAUCAUACAUUUGCGACAAAAUUACGUGUGCUUGAAGGCUAUGAAAUUGUAUUUAUCUGUGAUGAUUCAGGUUCAAUGAAUACACCACUUGGCGAUCUUUCGGGUCCUUUUGAUAAAAUGCCAUCUCGAUGGGAUGAAUUAAAACAAACUGUAUCAAUUGUUGUUGAUCUAGCUAGUGUUUUUGAUCCGGAUGGUGUUGAUGUUUAUUUUCUUAAUCGUGAACCUGUAUUUCAUGUUCGUAGUUCAGAACAAUUGGUGCCUAUUUUUGCCGUUCCACCAGCUGGUCCAACCCCGAUUGUUCCCGUUUUCCGACGUGUCCUUCGUGAUAAACAAAAUGAAAUAGAAGAACGCAAAUUACUGAUACUGUUAGCAACUGACGGUGUACCGACAGAUAAUCAAGGUCAUCGAGAUAUUCGUUCAUUUGAAUAUGUUCUUAAACAAGAACGUAAACCAGCAAAUCGUAUUCCUGUAACAAUUAUUGCUUGUACAGACGAUGAUGAUUGUAUUGGAUAUUUAAAUGAUUGGGAUAAAAAAAUUCCUAAUCUUGAUGUUGUUGAUGAUUAUAGAAAUGAAAAAAAAGAAAUUCAAGCACGUCAAGGAAAAAAUUUUCCAUUUAGUUUUGGUGAUUAUGUUGUUAAAAUAUUAAUGGGUGGUGUCGACAGUUGGUUUGAUGAUUUAGAUGAAAGAAAAGUUUCAACUGAUGGCUAUGGACGACCGAGUAAAGAUUUUGGUCGUAAACGAAAAAAUCGAUUCUGUGCUAUAUUAUAA
Rotaria sp. Silwood2 is the source of this 915-nucleotide messenger RNA. The record is from the annotation of a GenBank genome assembly. Lineage: Eukaryota; Metazoa; Rotifera; Eurotatoria; Philodinida; Philodinidae.